This is a messenger RNA of Anoplopoma fimbria (sablefish), 1610 nucleotides long. RefSeq names its product farnesyl-diphosphate farnesyltransferase 1 (gene fdft1). Lineage: Eukaryota; Metazoa; Chordata; Actinopteri; Perciformes; Anoplopomatidae. Gene Ontology annotation, molecular function: squalene synthase [NAD(P)H] activity. Bases 19 to 1599 code for a protein of 526 amino acids. The transcript is spliced from 7 exons. Gene Ontology annotation, biological process: cholesterol biosynthetic process; farnesyl diphosphate metabolic process. Gene Ontology annotation, cellular component: endoplasmic reticulum membrane. The record is from RefSeq and is a predicted model, not a curated record.
CAUGCAGCUGGUGGUGUUAUGGGUGGAGGUGGGAGGAGCCAAGUAAUCAUAACAGCAGAUCCACAAACGGUGUGCAGAGACCCCGCUGCACUGCGCAGUAAGGUCAGAGGAGCGCUUGAUUUAGCUCUCCCAGGCGUGUGUUUGUUUUCUCCCCACUCGACCCCCUCAGCUCGCUUGUCCUCUAGGCUGCAUGUUUCAAACUCCCCCCCCUGUCAGGUUAUUCGUAUGGCCGGAGCUUGUUGCAAGUGUCCAGUCUCGUUGUCCGUGCUCAAGCGCUCUCUCUCGGUUGCACCGCGGGGCUGUGGGUCCGCUCCUCGGUCCCUCCCUCUGGGCUGGAGGUUAGGUGAGCGGGGCCUGCAGGAGGCCGCCCGACCCUCCAGCGCCCUCAGACCUGCAGGGUUUUACCGACACACUGGCUUCCUCUGUCUCCCCUACCAGGAGUCCAUGAGCGAGAGUCUGCGGACCUGCUACCUGUACCUGAACCAGACCAGCCGGAGCUUUGCAGCUGUGAUCCAGGCGCUGGACGGGGAGUUGAGACAUGCAGUCUGUAUUUUCUACCUGGUGCUGCGAGCGCUGGACACAGUGGAGGACGACAUGACCAUCCCUCUGGACAAGAAGGUUCCCAUGCUGAAUGACUUUCACACCUUCUUGUACCAGGAUGAGUGGUGCUUCACAGAGAGCCAGGAGAAAGACCGACAGGUUCUGGCUGAUUUUCCCACGAUAUCACUGGAAUUCAGAAACCUCGCUCAAGAAUACAGAGAUGUCAUCUCAGAUAUCUGCCACCGUAUGGGAGAAGGAAUGGCCGAAUUCCUGGAAAAGAAAGUGGGAUCCAUGAAGGAGUGGGACCUGUAUUGCCAUUACGUGGCCGGGCUGGUCGGCAUCGGUUUGUCUCAGCUGUUCUCUGCGUCCCAGCUGGAGGACGCCGAGGUCGGGCGUGACACCGAGCUGGCCAACUCCAUGGGCCUGUUCCUCCAGAAGACAAACAUCAUCCGGGACUAUCUAGAGGACACGCAACAGGGACGUGCCUUCUGGCCACAAGAGGCUUGGAGUCAGUUUGCAGGUCGCCUGGAGGACUUGGCCCAGCCGGAGAAGCUAGAGUCGGCUCUCUCCUGCCUCAACCUGCUGAUCACUGAUGCUCUGCGACACGUUCCGGAUGUCAUCGCCUACCUGUCCCGCCUGCGCAACCAGAGCGUCUUCAAUUUCUGUGCCAUUCCACAGGUGAUGGCAAUAGCUACACUGUCGUCAUGCUACAACAACCCCAAGGUGUUCCAGGGAGUGGUGAAGAUCAGAAAGGGACAGGCUGUCACACUCAUGAUGGAAGCCACCAACAUGACGGCCGUGCAGACCAUCAUCUCCCAGUACAGCCAUGAGAUCUUAAAGAAGGUCUCUCACACGGACCCGACGCGGGACAAAACCCUGCACAUCCUGGCUCUGAUCGAAGAGAAGUCCGCCCUGUUGCAGUCCAGCCUCCCCUCCAGGACCCACCACCUGUCGCCCAUGUACCUGUCCGCCGCCAUGCUGCUCGCCGCCCUCAGCUGGCAGUACCUCAGCACCACUGCAGCACAGGCACAAGGCACGGGGGACAUGCAGGGACAGUGAACCCACUCGCC